AUGCAGGCCGUGCGCAACGACUCCAAAGACGCAGCUCUCAACGCUGCUGUACCGGAGGGACCGCUCACUCCUCCACAAGUACAACAGACAAAUAGCUCAUGGACACAUCUGGUAGCUGGCGCCGCUGGCGGCAUGGCAACUGCCCUCCUCACAUCGCCCCUUGACGUCCUCCGAACACGCCUUCAAUCCGACUACUACCGCUCCCACCUCAAAUCCACACAUAUCUCAGCACACGCCCGCCCCUCAUUCAUCCGCUCAACAAUCCAGCACUUCAGCGAAACAUUUGAAAUCCUCUUCUCCAUCCACCGCGUCGAAGGCUGGCGCAGCCUCUUCCGCGGCCUCGGCCCCAGUCUCACAGGUGUUGUCCCGGCGACAGCAAUCAAGUUCUACGCAUACGGCAACUGCAAGCGCUUAUAUCCCGAGGUUUUUGGGCUGGAUAAGGAUGCGACGUCGACACAUGCGCUCUCCGCCGCCACCGCGGGCGUCGUGACGGGGACAGCGACAAAUCCGAUUUGGUUGGUAAAGACGAGACUCCAGCUUGAUCGGCACCAUGUGAAUAGUGAUGGGACGACGAGGCCGCCGCAGUACCGGAAUAGCUACGACUGCGUGAAACAGGUUAUUCGGCAGGAGGGAGUUAAGGGUCUUUAUCGGGGACUAGCGGCGAGCUAUCUGGGGGUUAUUGAGACGACGUUACACUUGGCUUCGUACGAACGGAUAAAGGUCGCUGUUGCGCGGCAUUAUGAGCGCCAGGGUAAGGCGCAGUCUAGUGAGGUUACGCAGGGCUUGAUUCUGAGUGGUUCGGCGGCUGUUUCGAAGCUUAUUGCAGUGCUGAUUGCUUAUCCUCAUGAGGUCCUCCGAACCCGCCUCCGACAAGCCCCCAUGGCCGACGGCCGCCAGAAAUACACGGGCGUCGCGCAAUGCCUCCGACUAAUGGUCAAGGAGGAAGGUUUCGCCGCUCUGUACGGUGGUCUGACCGCGCAUAUGAUCCGAACGGUCCCCUCCGCCGCUAUCACGCUGGGAACGUAUGAGCUGGUGCUCAAGUUGCUGAGCGGACGAUGA
Molecule: messenger RNA, 1059 nt
Organism: Aspergillus mulundensis
Lineage: Eukaryota; Fungi; Ascomycota; Eurotiomycetes; Eurotiales; Aspergillaceae
Product: putative mitochondrial carrier protein (Rim2)
Exons: 3
Coding region: 1-1059 (352 amino acids)
Biological process (GO): pyrimidine nucleotide import into mitochondrion
Cellular component (GO): mitochondrion
Molecular function (GO): pyrimidine nucleotide transmembrane transporter activity
Source: RefSeq, a predicted model, not a curated record